AUGGCUGCAAGGCCCAUCACUCAAGAGUCUGAUGCUUUACUCCAAGAAAAAGGUAGGUGUUACUGUGUGGCUAGUGGUAAGUCUUCAGGUGAAGUGCUUCAAUUUAAAGCUCAAGAUCUCGUGAGGACCAUUCAGCAGUCCAGAGCAGAGAUGUAUGAAGAUACUCACAGUGAAGCCAGGUACUCCCUCAGCAGGUCUGUAACCCAUCCUUGGGACACUGAUAGAGAAGGCCUAAGAGAUUUCCUAGGUCUGCCUUUGUUCCAGCACCCUUCUUUGAGUGACAAUAUCUACUUUAGCGAAGACUUAGACUUUUCCCACUCUGACUCUCAGGACCAGGUCUUUAGCCACCCAAAGUUGGGACAUUUCCAGUCUCAAGACUGGAAAUUUGCACUCCAUGGUUCUUUAAAACAAGAAUGUAGUCCUCCAGUUUCACAAGAAUCCUCUUGGUCGCAGGAAAUAUAUGCUUUUGGCUCUUUUUCAUUAUUAGGGGACUUUGGCUCCUCCAGGCUCAUUGAGAAGGAGUGUUUGGAGAAGGAGAGUCAGGAUUACGACUUGGACCUUCCAAGUGAGGCACAUCCUGUGCACUGGGGCGGAGGCUGAAUUCUCAACAUUGCUGACCAGGAAAGUGGUGUUCUGGGGAAGGGAGAGACUCAGGCUGUUGGGAAUCUUGUCAGUCUAAAAAACAUGACCACAAAGAAUUUACCUAUAAAUCGUGUCACUCCCCAGAUCAAGGCAGCUAACCAAGUCCAGAAAACCAUCCUAACUCCUGAUCUGACCCUCGGAACCAACCUGGGGACAGAAGAUACCCAGUUCCCUGUGCAGAACCUCCCCUUGGGGCUUGAGCUGAAGAAUAUCCAGCUUCCCAGAAGGAAGAUGAACUUUGACCUCGUGGAUAAGUCUGAUGUCUUUUCAAGAUUUGGGGUAGAAAUUAUCAAAUGGGCAGGAUUCCACACCAUAAAAGAUGAUGUUAAAUUUUCCCAACUUUUUCAGACUCUCUUUGAGCUUGAAACAGAAACCUGUGCUAAAACACUUGCUUCAUUCAAAUGCUCCUUAAAGCCAGAGCACAGAGAUUUUUGCUUUUAUACUAUCAAAUUUUUAAAGCACUCUGCUUUGAAAACACCCCGAGUUGAUAAUGAUCUUUUAAACCUGCUUUUAGACAAAGGUGCUGUGAAAACCAAAAAUUGCUUUUUUGAAGUCAUAAAGCCCUUUGACAAGUAUAUAAUGAGGCUCCAAGACCGGCUUCUGAAAAGCAUCACACCACUCCUUAUGGCCUGCAAUGCCUAUGAGCUCAGUGUUAAGAUGAAGACCCUCACCACUCCUUUGGAUUUGGCCUUUGCUUUAGAGACCACCAACUCACUCUGCCGCAAGUCUUUGGCCCUUUUGGGACAGACAUUUUCCUUGGCCUCCUCUUUCCGGCAAGAGAAAAUCUUAGAGGCCAUGGGCCUUCUAGAUUCAGCUCCCUCUCCCGCCUCAUUUCCCAACUUUGAGGAUUCUACUUUGUUUGGAAGAGAGUACAUCGACCACCUGAAGGCCUGGCUGAUCGCUAGUGGGUACCCGAUCCAGAUCAAGAAGUUUGUACCUGAGUCAUCUGAGGAGGAUGAGGAAGAGGAGGAGGAGAAGGUUCCUUCUACAAAAGCUGACGUUCAGACAACCAAGGCCCCGAGUGACCGGAAGGAUGCUGUACCCCAGAGAGCAGGCCACAAGAUGGUUCAGACCAUUGACAAGUUGGUGAUGCGUGUGGUGGAAGGCAGUCUGUCUCCUAAGGAGAGAACUGCACUCAAGGAGGACCCUGCUCACUGGUUUUUGUCUGAUAAAGACAGUCUGGAGUACAAAUACUACAAGCUGAGGUUGGCAGAAGUGCAACGGGGGAAGCAGGCUUCAAGUGGUGACGGCCAGCAGCCAGGCCCAGCAGAGUGUGCAGUCAGGGCCAUGCUUUAUGCCAAGGCUGUGCGCAGCCUCAAGAGGCGACUCCUUCCCGGUCGGCGGCGGCGGGGCCUCCUCCGUGCCCAGGGAGCCCGAGGCUGGAAGGUGAAGAGUGUGACCACCAGCACCCAGACCGUCCUCUCGUCAGGUGCCAGACUUCGACAUCAGGGUCGAGGAGCGCCCACCAAACCAGAUGGAGGUGUCUCUGUGAAGGACUCCCCACCGGGACCUUCCACACUGACUCCUCAGGAUCCCAGUUCAGAGGCCUUGGACUCACCACCGAAGCCAGCAGACGUGGAUAUUCCUGAAGCCUCUCAGACUUCCUCUACCUGCCCAUCCGCUGAGGUUGAUGAAAAGACCAAGGAAACAGCAGAGAAACUGGCACGAUUUGUUGCUCAGGUGGGACCAGAGAUUGAACAGUUCAGCAUCGAGAACAGUGCCGACAAUCCUGACCUAUGGUUCCUUCAUGACCAGAACAGCGCAGCUUUCAAGUUUUAUCGAAUGAAAGUGUUUGAACUGUGUCCCUCAAUUUGUUUUCCAUCAUCUCCACUUACUGUUUCUGCGGAUUCCCUGGAGGGAGACAGGAAGAGCCAAGGCGAGCCUCCUGUGGAGGAGGAGGAAGACGAGGCAGCAGCACGUGCAGUUGGAGAGGCCUCUGGGUCGGGAGGCGUGGCUGAUGCAUCUGGGGGCUCUGAGGCCACGGCCCGCGCUGAUGGCCUCCCAAGCACAGCUACUGAGGAUGACCCAGCAAGUACACCCGCCCCAUCCCAGGCUUCCACGGGUACCUACUACCCCCGAAAGAGGGUCAGUAGCAAGUCACUGAAGGUUGGCAUGAUCCCAGCCCCCAAGAGGGUGUGCCUAAUCCAGGAACCCAAAGUUCAUGAGCCAGUUCGAAUUGCCUAUGACAGGCCCCGGGGUCGUCCCAUGUCCAGAAAGAAGAAGCCCAAAGACUUGGAGUUUGCCCACCAGAAGCUGACCGACAAGAACUUGGGCUUCCAGAUGCUCCAGAAGAUGGGCUGGAAGGAGGGCCAUGGCCUGGGUUCUUGUGGGGGUGGCAUCCGGGAGCCAGUCAGCGUGGGCACUGCCUCGGAAGGAGAGGGGCUGGGGGCCGACGGACAGGAGGAUAAAGAGGACACUUUUGAUGUCUUUCGACAGAGGAUGAUGCAGAUGUAUAGACACAAACGAGCAAACAAAUAG
This is a messenger RNA of Elephantulus edwardii (Cape elephant shrew), 3120 nucleotides long. It is a transcript of the gene SUGP2, whose product is annotated as SURP and G patch domain containing 2. Gene Ontology annotation, molecular function: RNA binding. The record is from RefSeq and is a predicted model, not a curated record. Gene Ontology annotation, biological process: RNA processing. NCBI's taxonomy places the organism in Eukaryota, Metazoa, Chordata, Mammalia, Macroscelidea, Macroscelididae. Gene Ontology annotation, cellular component: nucleoplasm.